Messenger RNA from Colletotrichum abscissum, 297 nucleotides. RefSeq lists its product as uncharacterized. Lineage: Eukaryota; Fungi; Ascomycota; Sordariomycetes; Glomerellales; Glomerellaceae. The transcript has a single exon. The coding region runs from base 1 to 297 and encodes 98 amino acids. The record is from RefSeq and is a predicted model, not a curated record.
AUGAUUGCGUUGGCUUCUGAAUUUAGUAAUAUGCGGACCAUACGGCUACCACGAUUUGUUUUCGAACUUGCAUUCUCACCUGUGCUGUUCUUCGUUGUCACAGAGUGCAAGUGCUUAGAAGUGCGGCUUUCAGCUCUCCGUCUGAUAAAGGUACUAGGAGCAGAAAGAGAGGGCCUCUUCGAAAGCCAAAACUUGUACGCUCUGGGGCGCCGAAAAGUCCAAACAGAACAUGGUGUGAUUUUGGAUGACUUCGACUACCCUCAAGAUUUGGUUUUGAAUUCGGAUAUAGAGUUUUGA